Molecule: messenger RNA, 4194 nt
Organism: Aedes albopictus (Asian tiger mosquito)
Lineage: Eukaryota; Metazoa; Arthropoda; Insecta; Diptera; Culicidae
Product: calpain-A
Exons: 8
Coding region: 766-3609 (947 amino acids)
Biological process (GO): proteolysis
Cellular component (GO): cytoplasm
Molecular function (GO): calcium ion binding; calcium-dependent cysteine-type endopeptidase activity
Source: RefSeq, a predicted model, not a curated record
UCGUAAGAUAAGCAUCCCGGUACAUCUCUUGCAACUUUGCAACUAUUGAACUGGGCGUGAUCAAUCGAUCAAUCGAUAGAGUGCCAAAUCGGUGUAAUUACCAUCUAAGCUUCUAAAGAUAAUGAAAUUUUUGCACCAACAUUACGUACCUAGUGGUGAGCCGAAUUUAUAAGUGAGAAAUAAAGGUGCAGCGUAGUGUUUCACCGCACGGUGAAUCAAUGCGAUUGUUUAUAAAUAGCGCCGGAGGAAAACACUGUUUAUGCGAAUUUCGUGAUUUUCGUGGAAAGCCUUGUGAGUCCGCGGUGUUCGGAGGAAUUAGUGUGUCGCGAAUCGUCUGCGGGUAAGGAAGGACGUGUGGUGGCACUCUCCCAAGUUCUCGACAUUGCCGUGUAUCGUUCGUUCGCUGUGUGGUGUUUGAUGUUGGUGACCUCAACUCAACAGAUGUUUUCUGUUUACAAGCUAGUGAUAAGAGCUUGAUAAGUGCCAAUUGAAGAACCGUGUCUGAUUCAUCGUUUAGUUCGGAUAAAGUCCUUGAGGUUUGUGUAACUAGCUCGGGGGUGCUUGAGUGUGGACUUCGGUCAGAAAACUGCAGCAGUAAUAAAUUUACGCGUCGGAGAAGGUCUUCCUUUCGUUGUGUCGCGUGUCCAGUCGCGUGGUUCGUUUUGCGUUCGCGCCUCGGUCGUAGUCGCCGUCGUCGGUGUGUUUCUCGUACGCGUCAAGAGCUGGUAAUCCUUCACGCUCCAUAUACGGACUCAAAACGGAAGAAUGUCGUUCUUCAACGAAAAUUACAACUAUCCUCGCAAUUGGAAUGCCAAUGGGUUCGGUUGGGUCAACCCGGCGGCCUUCAAUCAGCCGUCCUACCCUAUUCAAAUGCCAACGCCGGAGUCCUCCGGUUACUCCAGUUUAAACCCAUCAAUUUCUGGACACUCGUUGUCCUACGGCUUCGCACCGGGUGUCGUACAUCCUCCAGCUCCGAGUGGCUAUCCCCCCGCUCCAGCAGCUCCAAGUUUGCCCUAUCCGACCAUGGGUUUCACCGGGUAUGGAGCGGGUAGUUCGGGUGGUAUGCCGAUGCCAAUGCCCGAUGCCGGAUUCGGUGCUUCUCAGAUGCCACCGAUGCCGAUGUCAAUGCCAAUACCGGGUGGUUUCGCGCCUUCUACGCCGGAUGAGUCGUCCUCGACCGUGAAGGAAAUACCGUUCCAGUCGGUUUCGAUCCCGAUUGCCGAGGGAAUGUUCAGCAGCCUUGGUGAACGUGGCAGCGGAGUCCGAACGCGCACCGACGUUCAGGAUUACUACGUCCUGCGCAGCCAGUGCCUUGAAAAUGGUUCCCUCUUCGAAGACCCGGAAUUCCAGGCCGUUUCCUCAUCGCUGAUGUUCUCGCGCCGUCCGGAUCGACACUACGAAUGGCUCCGUCCGCACGAAAUCUGCGAAAAUCCGGAAUUCUUUGUUGAGGGAUUCUCCCGGUUUGACGUACAGCAGGGUGAACUGGGUGACUGCUGGCUGCUAGCCGCUUGUGCCAACUUGACCCAGGAUCAGAAGAUGUUCCUCCGGGUGGUUCCGGAGGACAACAGCUUCGAAGAUGACUACGCUGGAAUCUUCCACUUCCGGUUCUGGCAGUACGGACGAUGGGUCGACGUGGUUAUAGACGAUCGGUUACCGACCUAUCGCGGGGAGCUGAUCUACAUGAGAUCCUCGGAGAAGAACGAAUUCUGGAGCGCACUGCUGGAGAAGGCCUACGCCAAGCUGCACGGAUCGUACGAAGCGCUGAAGGGUGGCACCACUUGCGAGGCCAUGGAGGACUUCACCGGGGGCGUGACGGAAAUGUACGACCUGAAGGAUCAAACGCCACCGAAUCUUUACGCUAUUAUCGAGAAGGGAUUCCAGAGGAACUCGAUGUUUGCGUGCAGUAUUGAGCCCGAUCCACACGUAACGGAAGCGGAAACCCGCGAAGGUCUCAUCCGGGGCCAUGCCUACUCAAUCACCAAGAUCAAGCUCGCGGACAUCGUAACUCCGUCCACGUCCGGAAAGAUCCCGUUGAUCCGUCUGCGGAAUCCAUGGGGUAACGAAGCCGAAUGGAACGGAGCCUGGAGCGAUCAGUCGGUGGAAUGGCGAUACAUUCCCGACGAGCAGAAGGAAGAACUUGGCCUCAAUUUCGAUAAUGACGGCGAGUUUUGGAUGUCGUACCGAGACUUCACCCGGUACUUUGACCGAAUCGAAAUCUGUAACUUGAGUCCGGAUUCGCUCAGCGACGAGCAGGUGAACCGCGGAAAGCUCCGAUGGGAAAUGUCCACCUUCGAGGGCGAAUGGGCCAUUGGCAGUACGGCCGGUGGUUGCCGUAACUAUCUGCAGACGUUCUGGCAUAACCCGCAGUACGUGGUCCACCUGGAGGACCCCGAUGCGGACGAUGAAGAAGGCAAUUGCACGGUAAUCAUUGCGUUGAUGCAGAAGAACCGUCGAUCGCGCCGAAACAUGGGCGUGGAUUGCUUGACGAUCGGGUUCGCCGUGUAUCGGGUGACGGAGCGCGAUCUGGCGCAGAAACCGCUGAAGAUGAACUUCUUCAAGUACAAUGCUUCGGUGGCGCGUUCGCCGGCGUUUAUCAAUCUGCGCGAAGUGAGUUGUCGGUUCAAGUUGCCCCCGGGCGAUUACCUGAUCGUGCCGUCGACAUUCGAGCCGAACGAGGAAGGCGAGUUCCUGAUCCGAGUGUUCUCCGAGUGCAAGAAUAGCAUGGAGGAGAACGACGAGGAAGUUGGAGUUGGCGAAAUUGAUGAUCGGGUCGGUCCCGAUGGCAUCAAUCGUGGAGGUGGUAGAUACAUUGCACCAGACGUCCCAGUCCCGUCGCAACCGUCACCCCAGCGUCAGGCCAUGGAGCGUCUCUUCCUGGACGUGGCCGGCGCCGACGGGGAGGUUGACUGGGUCGAGCUGAAGCGCAUCCUGGAUCAUUCGUUCCGUGAUGAUCUGCCCAAGUCCUCGUCGGUGAAUGGGUUGAACAAAUCCUACGCCAACCAGCAGAACGCGGCCAACUAUGACGGCGGUGGCCCCGAGGAUGCCGGCGGUGGACUGUUGGCCCAGCUGUGUGGUCUCUUCUGCAAGGACACGCCGUUUGCGGAAGCCUUCGGGGUGACGUCGGGGCCUGGUGGAGGACAGGACGGCGGGAAUGCCAACGGAAACCUGCAGAGUCAGAUCGUACCCAUUCAGCACGUGGAUCAAGGUGGUACCGGUUUUUCGAAGGACGUCUGCCGCUCCAUGGUCGCCAUGCUGGACACCGACCAGUCCGGUAAGCUCGGCUUCGAAGAGUUCCAAACCCUUCUGACCGACAUCUCCAAGUGGAAGGCGGUGUUCAAACUGUACGAUCAGGACCAGACCGGGCGAUUGAGUGCGUUCGAGCUUCGUGAAGCGUUGCAUUCGGCUGGCUACCAUCUGAACAAUCGGAUCCUCAAUGGCCUGGUACACCGGUACGGUUCUCGGGACGGAUCGAUAGCGUUCGAUGACUUCAUCAUGUGUGCCGUCAAAAUCAAAACCAUGAUCGACAUCUUCCGGGAAAGGGACACCGAGGGCACCAACAUGGCCACAUUCAGCAUGGACGAAUGGGUGGAGAAAACGCUGUACUCGUAAGCACUUUCCAAGGUCCAGUCUUCAAUCCAAAAGCGCCACAAAUAAUCUCCCAUUUAUUGACGUUAUUCAAUGACAAAAAUCUAAUUGUUGAAAUAUUAUCAAUUAUAAUCGAACCGCCCCAUGCUCGAAUAGAUUUACAGCAGAAGAGAAGGCAACUUGCAUUUUAAUUCGCCUACCGAAUAGUUGGAACAAAUCGAAAUGAACAAAUAAGGAAGCAUCACAAACUUUUACCUACUUUUUAAUGUUACGUUGUUAUAUUUAUCACUUUUUAAAUUACAAUCAGUUUUAAGUGUAAUUUAUGAACAUUUAGCUGUAAAUAAGUAUUUUGCCGUGACUGGAACUCUUGAUGGUUGCUUAACGAGAAAAAAAGAAGCAAAAACGCGCUGAGCUCGAAAACUUACAUCGAUGUAUAACAUCACCGGCCAGAAGGCCUCACUCAGUGAUGGGCGAAACGUUCAGAUCUGAUAAUGCAAUUGUAGAAUCGAAUAACCGCAAAACCCAACCGAGCAGCCGUCGCGUGAAAUGUUGAACUUUUAUCGCAAAUUUGGAUGUUCGAACGAAUAAAUCCGUACUUUGGUGCCUAAA